Molecule: messenger RNA, 1849 nt
Organism: Acanthochromis polyacanthus (spiny chromis)
Lineage: Eukaryota; Metazoa; Chordata; Actinopteri; Pomacentridae
Gene: cstf1
Product: cleavage stimulation factor, 3' pre-RNA, subunit 1
Exons: 6
Coding region: 161-1456 (431 amino acids)
Biological process (GO): mRNA 3'-end processing
Cellular component (GO): mRNA cleavage stimulating factor complex
Molecular function (GO): RNA binding; protein binding
Source: RefSeq, a predicted model, not a curated record
AUUCAGUUGAAGCGCAGCCGCAGAUCAUGUCGACGUUACGUACGUAGUGACGCAGGACGCAAAACGUACGUAUUGCACGUUUGGGUCAAGAGGCGCCGUUGGAACUUCGAAGAGGCCUGCUAAGUUGUUACUACUGGCACUCAAGUCGAAGUGAUCCAGCAUGUAUCGUCACAAACCGACUCUGAAGGACCGACAGCACCUGUACAAGCUUAUCAUCAGCCAGCUGCUCUAUGAUGGAUACACCAACAUUGCCAACAGUCUCAUCAAUGAGGUGAAACCACAAAACGUGGUGUCGCCCUCUGAGCAGCUGAUGCAGCUGGCAAAGAUAGGGAUGGAGAACGACGACAGCGCCGUUCAGUAUGCUAUUGGACGCUCUGACACAGUGGCACCCGGUGUUGGCAUCGAUCUGGAGUUUGAUGCAGAUGUCCAGACUAUGUCUCCAGAAGCAUCAGAGUAUGAGACCUGCUAUGUUACGUCUCACAAGGGUCCAUGCCGUGUUGCCACAUACAGUCGGGAUGGGCAGCUGAUUGCCACCGGCUCUGCUGACGCCUCCAUCAAGAUCCUGGAUACUGAGCGGAUGCUGGCCAAAAGUGCGAUGCCCAUUGAGGUGAUGAUGAAUGAGACAGCGCAGCAAAACAUGGAGAACCACCCUGUGAUUCGGACACUGUACGACCACGUUGAUGAAGUCACCUGCCUCGCCUUCCAUCCCACUGAACAGAUUUUAGCAUCCGGCUCAAGAGAUUACACCCUCAAACUAUUUGACUACUCAAAGCCUUCUGCAAAAAGAGCAUUUAAAUAUAUACAGGAAGCAGAAAUGCUGCGGUCAAUCUCCUUCCACCCGUCUGGUGACUUCCUGCUGGUGGGGACGCAGCACCCCACGCUGCGCCUCUACGACGUCAACACCUUCCAGUGCUUCGUGUCCUGCAACCCGCUGGACCAGCAUACAGACACCAUCAGUGGCGUCAGCUAUAACCCCACAGCCAACAGUUACGUCACCUGUAGCAAGGACGGCAGCAUCAAACUGUGGGAUGGCAUCUCUAACCGCUGCGUGACCACCUUUGACAAGGCCCACGACGGAGCCGAGGUCUGUUCUGCCAUCUUCUCCAAAAACUCCAAAUACAUCCUGUCCAGCGGCAAAGACUCCGUGGUCAAGCUGUGGGAGAUCUCUACUGGCCGAACGCUGGUCAAGUACACAGGCGCCGGGCUGAGCGGCCGUCAGAUGCAUCGUACGCAGGGCGUCUUCAACCACACUGAGGACUACGUGCUGCUGCCCGACGAGCGAACCAUCAGCCUCUGCUGCUGGGACUCCCGCACGGCCGAGAGGAAAAACUUGCUUUCUCUCGGCCACAACAACAUUGUCCGCUGCAUCGUCCACUCGCCCACCAACCCCGGCUUCAUGACCUGCAGCGACGACUUCAGGGCCCGAUUCUGGUACCGCCGCACCACCACAGACUGAGUUUCCACUAAACAGGAUGCUGUCUGCCAUGACCUCAGCUACUUGUCACUGUCUGAUCUGUGGCGUUUUUCAUUUGUAUUUUGUUUGAAACCGGGGCAGUGGAAUUUUUGGUACAGUACUGAUAAACACGAAGAGUUGUCAUUGCAAAAUCAAAAGAGUAAAAAGUGAUGGGGCUCUGUUCCUCUUUGUGAAUGAUACUCUGUUUUGUCUUGCUUAAGUAGCAGUCUGACCUAUAAAGCUCUUUUCACUGCUUAUAAACUUGAGUUGUAACGCUCUGAUCUCACAUUUCUCAACUGUAAUCGACCGCAAAGUUGUUUUGUUGUCUUUUCCACUUUUAUAUUUUGUCUACACCCGUUGUUGUAAUUCAGAUUUUUAUUAAACAGUGAAAAGGAA